AUGGGGUUCGGCGUGGUGUCCCUCCUCAACGCGGUGUUCCGCCGGGCCUUCACCUCGGCCGGCCUCCGGCCCAGCUCCGUCGCCGUCGACGCCGACACCACGCUCCACUUCUGGGCCCACCCCUCCCUCCUCUCCUCCCCCGACGCCGAGUCCAAGCAGCGGCAGCAGCAGCGGGGGCGGCGGCCGGUGGUGGUGCUGAUCCACGGCUUCGGGCCGGACCCGACGUGGCAGUGGGCGGCGCAGGUGGGCCCGCUGUCCAAGCACUUCGACCUCGUCGUGCCCACGCUGCUCUUCUUCGGCGCGUCCACCACGCGGGCCCCGGGCCGCUCCGACGCGUUCCAGGCCGCCGCCAUCGCCAAGCUCCUCGCCAGCGACCGCCUCGGCGGCGUCGGCGAGGAGGGGCGCGUCGUGCACCUCGUGGGCACCAGCUACGGCGGGCUGGUGGCGUACCACCUGGCGCGGGCGCUGCCGCAGGGCGGGGGAGCCGGAGCGUGGACGGUGGGGAAGGUGGCGGUGUGCAGCUCGGACCUGGCCAAGGGGCCCGAGGACGACCGGGCGCUGGCGGCCAAGGGCGGCGUGGCGGACGUGACGGAGCUGAUGGUGCCGGCGGACACCAAGGCGCUGCGGCGGCUGAUGGACAUCUGCGCGCACGGCCCGCCCAAGUACCUCCCCGAGUGCCUCGCCCGCGACCUCCUCCGGAAGUGUUUCGCGGUCCAGAGAGAGGGGAAGAUCGAGCUGAUCAAGGGGAUCGCCUCCGGGCACGGCUUCCAGAUCACUCCUCUCCCCCAGGAGGUGCUGAUCGUGUGGGGCGAGUUCGACCAGAUCUUCCCGGUGGCCAAGGCGCACAAGGUGAAGGAGAAGCUCGGGGAGAAGGCGACGGUGAGGAUCAUCCCCGACACGGGCCACCUGCCGCAGCAGGAGGACUCCAAGCUCUUCAACCAGAUCCUCCUCGACUUCCUGCUGCCUCCGCCUUCCUCCUCCAAUGGCGCCGCCGCCGCCAAGUAG
Triticum turgidum subsp. durum (durum wheat) is the source of this 1005-nucleotide messenger RNA. The record is from the annotation of a GenBank genome assembly. NCBI's taxonomy places the organism in Eukaryota, Viridiplantae, Streptophyta, Magnoliopsida, Poales, Poaceae.